This is a messenger RNA of Brassicogethes aeneus, 1216 nucleotides long. The record is from the annotation of a GenBank genome assembly. NCBI's taxonomy places the organism in Eukaryota, Metazoa, Arthropoda, Insecta, Coleoptera, Nitidulidae.
AUGUCUGCAUUAUCUGGCAGUUUAUAUCCGAACUCUGAACCAAUAAAUUUGGGAAUACUUUCAACAGAGUCUCCUGAACCGAACGAGCAUAUGGAUACAACUGAUUUACAAGAUUUGCUGAAAUUAAAGAAACGGAGCAUUUAUAAAACCAUUUAUUACUCAUCAUCGUCCGAUGAGGAUGAUUUAAUGAAAACCAAACUAUUGCAUGAUUUUAAGAAUGCAGCCUGUCAAAACUUAAGUGAAACACGCCCACUUCUCAUGAGAAUAGCGUUCUCUCAACUCGAGAAUCGCACCCCUGAGGGUUGGAUAAUGAAAUGUUUUAAGAAUGGAGUUGAUGAUAGAAACAGUGUUGCCAAUUCUAUGAAAAGCUUCCCCACCAAAAUGCACUUACUAAACCGCCAGAUAACCGCCAAAUUUGAUAUGGCCAAAAACCGCCAAAUAAAUCAUAGAGAUUGUCUCUGCUUUAAUAAAAAGAACCUACUAUUGCAUACAAGCCGGCAACGCUGCAAAAAAGCAGAACUACCAACAGAAGAAAAAUAUAACCAGUUCUAUCAAUUUUUAUGCAACAGUAAAAUAAAUCAAGCAGGCUUGGAAAACCGAGGUGGAUGUAAACCAUUGGUGGGUUUGACCAUAUGUUAUGUGCCACAUCAUUUCCUUUGUUGUGAUUGGUUGUUCACCAAUCCGUUCUCUAUCAGCUGUGGUAAAUUACAAAUGGCCGACAGCGUUGUUAAAGUGGUGUGUACGAAGUUUUAUAAUCCAAAUUUUCUUUGUUUUAGCUACGCGAAAACUGGACCUGGGUCCAGGGCCCCACUACAUUGGCAUUUGGUGGAGCAGAGGCUAUUGAAUGAACAGCCCCCUCAUCGGUGGAUCGGACGUAAAGGGACUAACAAUUUGGCACUUCAUGUAUGGUCAACACAUUCAACCGAUCUCACAGUGUGUGCAGUCGCAUGCGACUUCUUUCUCUGGGGCUUUAUAAAAGAAAACGUUUAUGAGCCCCAAGAUUUGUAAAAGCUGAAUACAAGAAUUGGAACUGCCGAGUAUCUACAAGAUGUUUGCAGCUGGAAGAGGUCAUAUUAAACACUUCUUCUGCGAUAAUGGAACAAUUAGACAAGAUUUAUCCUGCAUGAAGAAAAAGAAUGAAAGCUUUACUUGUCGAUCCCAAACAGAAAUAUUUGACCAAAUUUUUUUAAUAAUAGGUAGAUAUAUUUUUUUUAUU